AUGCCACUACUGAAUUCACCUAACAAAGAUGAAGGUACACCGAAAUCGGACGCAACCUGGUCAGCACAGCAAACACAGGCAGAAGCAGGCACUAGAGAAGGGGGCCAACACAACGCGAUAGAAGCAGUCGGUGUCAUUAGACUACCCCAGUUUUUGCCAUCGGACCCAGACCUGUGGUUCACGCAAAUAGACGGCUUGUUGCACAUAAAUCGUAUCACAUCUGAUGUCUCAAAAUAUUACACCGUAAUUACGGCACUUGAUGCAGAAACCCUACGCCAAGUUUCAGAUGUUGCAAGAAACCCACCGGACACGGGCAAGUAUGACAAAUUGAAGAAGGAACUAAUUGCUCGUUUCAGUGAGUCCAAGGAGAAGCAGCUGAUGAAACUUCUAACAGGAAUAGAACUUUUCAAUAAGAAACCCAGUCAAUUGUUGAGGGAAAUGCGUGAUCUGGCCGGCAAUAACGUCUCUAAGGAAGCUCUGUCAACAUUGUGGUUGCAGCGAAUGCCCAACAACGUUCGUUGCAUAUUGUCGGCGUGCAAGUCUACAGACUUGGAAAAUCUCGCCGAGGUAGCCGAUCGAAUCGUAGAUAAUUCACCCUCAUACAUAGUCGCAUCUACAACCAUUCCGCAAGACAACGAAGCAAAUUGUUCAGCUCUAAACAUAUCCAAGCAAAACACCUUUGAAGCACGACUAUUGGCGUUGGAGACCUCCUUCAACCAAAUUAUUCAAAAACUAAGCGAAAUAUCAGUCAACAUGGCUGCAACAAUGAACCAACGCCGUAGUUCAAGCGCUGAACGCGGCGGCGAACGAAGCAGAAGUCGACUACGUGAAAACGCAAAAGUAUGUUACUACCAUAUUCGAUUUGGUGCAGCAUCGAGGAAAUGUCAAGCGCCAUGCGAAUUCAACAAACCUACUGAAAGCACGCAGGGAAACUAA
Messenger RNA from Bactrocera neohumeralis, 936 nucleotides. RefSeq lists its product as uncharacterized. Bases 1 to 936 code for a protein of 311 amino acids. Lineage: Eukaryota; Metazoa; Arthropoda; Insecta; Diptera; Tephritidae. The transcript has a single exon. The record is from RefSeq and is a predicted model, not a curated record.